AUCAACUAUGACUUCACACGCGUCAAGCAGUUGAACAGCCCGAAAUCAGGGUAAAGAAGCCGCCUUAUUAAUCAGUUGUUGUUCUCGUCUGCCUUCCAAGGUUACUUCAAGAAAUCCAUUCUCCUUGUCUGCCUGUUUGUGGCCACCAAUUUUUUGCAUUUAUCUAACCACUGGCAGGCUGUGCAUGAUACCGUCAGUACCUCUGUGAAGGUUUCCCACAAGCCGCUGCUACAACGUACAGCCUUGUACCUGGUCCCUUUACCAACCCACCACCUUUCUGCGUGGGCACCUGAUAAUACGGUACACUAGUACUUGUGCCCAAGUAUUCUCCGAGAUCCUGCUAUUCCCCCAUCACUGAUACCAUCAACUUCAACAACCGCAUCAUCUCAUCAUUCAAGCACUGCAUGACCUUAAAGUCCUCAGAAAACAAUGCCUAGACCACGAGGGAAGAGAAAGGCAGAUGCCAUCGAGGUGGUUGAUCUUACCGGCGACGACGAAUCUCCCUCGUAUUCCAGGAAUGAGCCAUCACGUUCAAAAGCCGCAAAGACAUCAAGCUCGUCAUUCUCAUCGUCGCAAAAUCAGAACAAUCAUGGCUAUGGAUCCGCGCCUCUGCCCACGCCACCACCAUCCAGUCAAGCCCGAGCCAGCCAUGGAGGGCCAUACCCAAACUCGCAAUCACAGUCAAGUCCAUCGAGUGACUACUACCGCAGCCAACCGACCCUAACACCAGCAAGCAAAGCUGAACGCGAACGCUGGGCUUUACCAACACCUGGAUCCGCGACCACCACAAAACACAACACCUUCCCAUCGACACAAGACGACGAAGCAGACAUAGCGCGGGAGAUUGACCUAACGGAAGACUUCGACGAUGACGUGUACGAAAACUACCAACUGUACGGGAUCUUGAACACCAAGAUCGUCGGGUGCCGGUACUACGACGGACGGGCAACCGUAGGAGAAUAUGUGCGGGUUCGGCGCGAACCCAGCAACCCGUACGACACCAAUGCGAUCCGCAUAGACAACGUGCUGCGCGACCAGAUCGGCCACCUACCGCGCCAAGUGGCUGCGAAGCUGGCUCCGCUGAUGGAUUCUGGAUCAUUGCUGGUUGAAGGGGCGUUAACGGGGCCCAAAGGCUUCUAUGAUUGUCCCAUCGGUUUGAAACUGUUUGGGCCCAGUGACCCCGUGGCCGGAGCCGCGCUGGCUCGCCAGAUGAAGGACUUACGCCUCCCGGUGAGCGACUACCUCCGUUCCGAAAAAGAAAGAAAGAAACGCGAACAGGAAGCUGAAAAGCAGCGGAAAGCUCGAGAGAGGGCGGCGGCCGCCAUGCUUCGUAAACCCGGCGUCUCCAAAGACGAUCUCAUCGAUCAUGAGGGCCCAAAUCGCUACAGCGCACUUGGAAUGGGAGGGACCGGUCUGGAAGAGGACGAUGGCAGCAAGCAGCCACAGUUGGAGACCGUCGACCAGCUCCUCGCCGGCACGACUACGGCCAUGUUCAACCCUCGCGACGUUCAGGAUGUCGUCAACAAACUCGGCGCGACAGAAGAUGUGCUGGAGAAGAUGCCUUUGGCUGACCAGCCGGAGCAGCUGGCCACGGUCCUGUUACCGUACCAGCGACAGGGCCUGCAGUGGAUGCUCGACCACGAGUCGCCGCAGCUGCCCAAGGACGGCGGCGAUGUCGUGCAACUGUGGAAGAAGGCUGGAAACGUCUACACCAACAUUGCCACCAACUUCUCCUUUACCAAAGCGCCCGAGUUGGCUAGUGGAGGUUUACUGGCCGAUGACAUGGGUCUCGGCAAAACUAUCCAAGUCAUCUCCCUCAUUUUGGCGGAUCCGCACAAGAACGGCCAUCCCACGCUGAUCAUAGCCCCCUUGUCCGUGAUGAGUAAUUGGAGCCAGCAAGCUGCUUUGCACGUGAAGAACAAAUACGCUCUACGGGUCCUGACAUACCAUGGACAGGGAAAUACAGAUCUGUCACCAAAGCAGCUGAAAGAGUACGACAUUGUAGUUACAACCUACCAGACCAUGACGCGGGAACUAUUCCCAGCCUACACCUCGGAGCCACUACCUACGCCCGCAGCCAGAGGGUUGUUCUCAUUAGAGUGGCGUCGGAUCGUGCUCGAUGAAGGACAUCAAAUCCGCAACCCCAAGGCCAAAAUGUCCCAAGCUGCAUGCAAGCUCGCCGCGCAGUCCCGCUGGGUGCUCACCGGAACCCCGAUUGUAAAUAACCUCAAGGAUCUGUACUCACACGUCAAGUUCCUGCGUCUUUCCGGUGGCUUGACGGAACUUGAGAUCUUCAACUCGACGCUUAUUCGGCCGCUCAAGAACGGCGAAAAUAACGCCCGAUUGCUGCUGCAAGCCCUUGUGUCGACAUUGUGCCUUCGGCGGAUGAAGGAUAUGAAGUUCAUUGAUCUGAAGCUUCCAGAGAUCACUUUCCACAAAUACGCAAUCAAGUUCUUGCCUCAUGAACAGGAACGAUACGAAGCAUUCAGGAGCGAGGCCAAGGGACUACUUGAAACCGCAAAGACUAGGAAAGGAGACAAGACCAUGACGCACCUUCUUGAAGUCCUUCUUCGACUGCGCCAGACUUGCAACCAUUGGAAAAUGUGCGGCGAGGAAAGAGUGAAAAAGCUGCUUGAGCUCAUCGAAGAAGGCACCGUUGCAGACGUGAUGAACCCAGCCAACAGAAAGACGCUCCAGGACUUGUUGCAGCUACAGAUCGAUUCUCAGGAGGAUUGUUGUGUAUGCCUGGACUCGCUGAAAGGCCCGGUAAUCACGGCAUGCGCUCAUGUCUUCUGUCGGGACUGCAUCCAAAGAGUCAUUGAGACGCAGCGCAAGUGUCCCAUGUGCCGUGCUGAGCUGACAAACGUUGACCAACUGGUUGAGCCGGCUGCGGGGAUUGGCGAAGGUGACGAGGUGGAUCUUGACAUCGACCCCGACACAACCAGUUCCAAGAUCGAGGCACUGGUCAAAAUUCUAAAGGCUUCGGAAGCGGACCCAGACGUGAAAACGGUCGUCUUCUCUCAAUGGACCUCGUUUCUGGAUCUGGUGCAGGCUCAACUGGUCCGCCACGGACUGCAGUUUACGCGAUUGGAUGGUAAGAUGAACUCUGCCGGCCGUGAUGCCGCGAUCGAGUCGCUGAACUCAGACCCUUCGUGCAAGAUACUGCUGGCAUCUCUGUCUGUCUGCUCGGUCGGCCUCAAUCUUGUGGCUGCCAAUCAAGUCAUACUGGCAGACUCAUGGUGGGCGCCGGCGAUCGAGGAUCAAGCGGUGGACCGCGUGCAUCGACUGGGACAGACCAGAAACUGUAAGGUGAUUCGACUGGUUGUCGAGGGUACGAUUGAAGACGAGGUUCUAGAAAUCCAAGCUAAGAAGAGGAAACUCGCCAGCGAGGCUUUUGGAGAGCAGAGUGCUGGUAGACAGCGUAAAGAAAUGCGUGCAGGGACGCUGAGGGAUAUUGAGAGAUUGCUGGGUUGAAGAGAUCAAAAUUUCUUUUCUGUUUGAGACUAUCCGAGGGGCGAAAGAAAAAAAAAAGACAUCCAUUGUAUGCUAUGCACAAUGUUGUAGAUUGAUGUGUGGAGAGGUGUCUCACCACAAAUGGAAAGAUUCUAUUGUGGAGAGUUUGCAGGCAACUAGCCGCGACGAGAGAUUUGAUAGACGGGACAAACAACAUGUGCUUUUUAAUGUGGGUUGCCUUGCCAUACCCUUCUUACCUAGCAUGCCUUCAAAUCGGAAAUAUUCAGGUGGCGUUGAGAUUUGAUUGGGGCGGUGGAAUUAGAGUAGUGCGCAAUGUUCAACCUGUCUUUCUGUCCCGAAGCGCACUGACGGCUGUCUGUUUGUGUUCCUGAGAGCGGAACGCGCCUCCUAGAGGCUCCUGCACAGGACCAUCAUAUUUCCCGGCCGGUCCCUGGAAGCUGAGGUGUAACGCAUUUGCCAGGCGGGCGGCGCCGCGUCUGUGCCUUGUGGCCUUAGCAGCUGUUGAAAAGUGUGCUCGGUAAAGGAUACCGAGCAGCCACGCAACCUCUUGUGAGGACAUUAAGCUCGUUCACACUGAGCAGGACACCAUGGCAACCAGCCACCCGCCACAAAGUUCCGUGUUGGAAAAGGUGCUAGUAGGGGAAAGGCAGUCGGAAGGUCUAGGAAAAGGCUGACAACCUGGGGGAUCGAUUGGAUGAAGGCUGCCAGUGCCUAAACUCGCCUAAAUAGCCUGCCACGGAAUAGCAAUAACGGAGCCUAGCAAAGGCGUUGAAAUUGGACGACACGUCUGCUUAUCGCCGGAAGAGAGGGCGAGCCGUGGCUAGAGCACUAGAUUGUUUCUGUGGCUGACUUGACGGGCAUCCUCGAGUUCCGGGUCCAUCAUCGCAUGAUUGUGCACAUGUGUUCCCACAGUGUCAC
Molecule: messenger RNA, 4392 nt
Organism: Exophiala dermatitidis NIH/UT8656
Lineage: Eukaryota; Fungi; Ascomycota; Eurotiomycetes; Chaetothyriales; Herpotrichiellaceae
Exons: 3
Coding region: 430-3474 (1014 amino acids)
Molecular function (GO): hydrolase activity, acting on acid anhydrides, in phosphorus-containing anhydrides; nucleic acid binding; ATP-dependent chromatin remodeler activity
Source: RefSeq, a predicted model, not a curated record